AUGGGUGAACCAGGCUCGUGGGUCAAGUUGAAUAAAGUCUACAGCAGGGUCAUACUGGACAGAAUCUCAGUAGUCAUCGACCCACUGUUGUGCAAAGAACAGGCAGGUUUUAGAAAAGGAAGGUCAUGCGGAGACCACAUCUUUACUUUAAGGCAGAUCCUGGAGCAGUGCCAAGAAUGGAACACGCCAGUCUACGCAAACUUCGUCGAUUUUGAGAAGGCAGACAUCCAAAGAAAAGGUGAGGUACUUGCCAAAAAUGUCGGAUCAGUUGGAUUAAAGAUCAACACCAACAAGACCAAGGCACUACGAAACAACAACCAAACAGCAGACCCCAUCACGAUUGGAGGAAGAGACAUUGAAGAGGUGACCGAGUUCACCUACCUUGGGGCUAAGGUGACAACAGAUGGAAACUCUAUAUCUGAGGUCAAGGCAAGGAUCAGCAAGGCAAGAGGGGCUUUUGCGGCACUGAAGAACAUCUGGAAGACCAACAAGAUCAGCAACAGAACCACGAUUCGCCUGUUCAAGAGCAACGUCCUGAGUGUGCUGCUAUAUGAAGUGGAAUCAUGGAAGGUCACCAAAGGCAUCUGUCAGAUCCUGGAAGUUUUCCAGAACAAGUGCCCCAGGAGGAUUCUGUGCAUCUACUGGUUAAAAAAAAAAUCACCAACAAGGAACUCCAUGAAAGGACAGGCAUGCAGCCCGUCUCUCUCCAGGUUAAACGCCGCAGGUGGAAAUGGAUUGGACACGUCUGCAAAAUGCCACCGACAUCCAUCCUAA
Messenger RNA from Gigantopelta aegis, 774 nucleotides. RefSeq lists its product as uncharacterized. The record is from RefSeq and is a predicted model, not a curated record. The transcript has 3 exons. Lineage: Eukaryota; Metazoa; Mollusca; Gastropoda; Neomphalida; Peltospiridae. The coding region runs from base 1 to 774 and encodes 257 amino acids.